GUUUGAAUGAACGAUUUGAUGCCGUAUGACCUUCGGUUGUGUAGCCGUCUCAUCUGAAUUGCAGAGUCAUCCACCAAAUUUGUUUGGCAACUGAGUUAAGUACCACUGUCAAAUCACCUUUUUUAACGUUCAGGAUUCUGGUAAGCCAUUAGUUGAGUGGAGGUGACAAGUAUUCUACAAACAUAUUAUCAGCUACAGAGUCUUGUGAUAAAUAGAGUUAUAACUGAAGUGAGAAAUGACUGAACAAUCUGCACUUAUAUCUUGCUUAUUAUCAACACCUGUAAGUGCAAGUCUUGGUUGUGCACGUUCGGAACUGCGAAAUACGCAGUCCCCAUCUGUAACAGUAUCUGACGGCAUCAAACUUUUACGGCAUGCUGUUUUAUCUGGAGAUUCUGAUAAAGUUCACAAACUAUUAAAAUGUCCAAAUGUUUCACCAGUUGACCAUGGUGUUGAUAUGCCUAUUAUCUGUAUGGCUGCUCUAAAAGGUUAUGUAGAUAUAGUUGGUUUACUUAUCCGACAUGGUGCAUCAGUGAAUGCACGAUCUACUGAUGGGUCUACUGCUCUGUUAUAUGCUUCCGAUGGUGGUCAUCUUACUGUUUUAUCACUGCUUCUGAAUGCUGGUGCAUUGAUUAAUGUUAUUAACUGUCAUGGAGACACUGCCCUUUCACGUGCUACUCGUCGUGGAUGGGUUCAGUGUGCACGAUUUCUUUUAAGUUACGGCGCCAAUCCUAAUCCUAUGCCAUCAGAUGGGCAUACUUUUGUAGUAGCCCCUUUACAUUUAGCCCGCCAAAUGCAUCAGUCAAUUAUUGAACAAGAUAUUAUGAAAAGAACUAUCGACAUUGAUAAAGCUAUGACUGGAAUAGUAUCGACUACACUACCGGAUCAUCUAACCUUAAUAGAACCAGGACAUCUACCAGAUACAGUGUCUUCAAGUUUAUUUCCUGUUCAGCUUAUUUCUUCAAAAGAACUUAGCCGUUUUAUUCUUUAUUUUAAAACACCAUCUGGUUACGGUUCUCGUGGUACACAAACAAGUAAUAAGGAAUCGCCUCAUGGAUCAACACCAUCCGAUGAAUUAAUAUUUGUCUAUAUUAUUCGAGCUCAAAUAUGUGAUAAUCAUGUAUCAUGUUGGCUUACUGGACCGACUUUAGAAUCUUUAUCGUUAAGUUUUAAUGGAACAAGAAAGCACUGCACUAGGAUACCAUUAUCAUCUGAGUACUCUGGAAUUUGCGUGUAUUCAGUAUCGACAGUUAUCCGAAGUGGUGGUCUAAAUACUAUCUGUUUGGAGUCGAGCAUACAAAAUUCUUCAGAUGGGGAAAUUGCCCAGAAUACCCUAAACGACUCAGUUAUUCUUAUUGGAGCAUAUCGUAUUCACUUAGAUGUAAAAUCUUUAAUAAUCGCUUCAAUGAAUCCAGUUUCAGGAGGAACAAGUAAAACAAGCAUAUACAUUCCACAGUCAAUAAUGUAAAAAUAAAAAUACUAAUGAUUGAAACAUACGGCUUCAGUAACACGCCUCCAUUCCACUCUGUCCUCUGAAAUCUUUUAGACCUGGCACCACGACUGCCCACAAGCUCUCAUUUCUUCCUUACAUGAUCUCUAUGUCACCCUCACCUCGAACGCCCAACUCGCCGUUUCCCAUCCGGGUCCCACUCGAUGGCCUGCUGCAUGAUGUCCCGAAUGGUCUUCUCAGUGCAUGCCCAAUCCAUCUACACUUCUGCAUAUUUGUUGCGUAAUAGGUCCUUGGUUGAUCCGUUCCCAGAAUUCCAUGUUGCUUAUUCUUUCUAGCUAUCCGAUCGAAUGCCCAUAAACAGAGAUAAUGUUUACGUUUACCACCCGAUGCGUAGUUCAAACAUGUCUCCGAGUAUAUACCAACUGGAUUCUACGAAGAAAAGGGAACUUGAAAUGUUUGACCGAUUCAUAUCACUUGAUGAUAACUGAAUGAUACUGUACGUGACCCAUGUGAAAACUGCAACAUAUUCUCAUCAGCAUUCUUACUCCAUUUUUGAACUGUGUAUGUAACUGUUUAUCACUGAAUCUAGUAAGUUACUUCGGCUUAAACAAAUCUUGAUCUGAUUACCACUUUUCGCAUUACAUAUUGUUUAUAUUAAGAUGCUUUAUAUGAUAUUCCCUUACUUUGCUGUUGGACGUUAGCGAUCAAUAGACAAAAACCGUGAGACUAAGUUACAUACUUCGCAGGACUUAUGAAGAAUGAAUGUUUGCAACCAUGAAAAAACUGGUGUUCGAUAGACAAUUCAAAUCUGCCUUACCCAAUGCUGAAUAUAGAAAAUACUAACAAGUUACCCAGGCCAUGACUGUCGAGUGUCAACAGUUUACCCUUCCUACCGAUUAACUACUCUUAGCAUCGGUUACUAAUAAGCGAUCUUUUCAUGUACAUGCGAUUAUGCAGUUUAAAAAUAUCACUGAGAAAAGUAACUCUGUUAUCAUACCUCAAUGUCAUAAGAGACAAAAAGACAAUCUUAUAUACAUUAGUAGGAUUUCAUCGAACGUCAAUAUGACCUUUAGUUGACACUUCACUAACUGUAAAUUAGUUGAAUAAUUAACAAUUAUAUCAUAUUCUGAGUUUCAUUUAAUAAACAUAUACAAAAGCUUACAAAAAUUUCAUUAUCACUU
Molecule: messenger RNA, 2628 nt
Organism: Heterobilharzia americana
Lineage: Eukaryota; Metazoa; Platyhelminthes; Trematoda; Strigeidida; Schistosomatidae
Source: the annotation of a GenBank genome assembly